Astyanax mexicanus (Mexican tetra) is the source of this 892-nucleotide messenger RNA. RefSeq names its product NADH:ubiquinone oxidoreductase core subunit S7 (gene ndufs7). Gene Ontology annotation, biological process: mitochondrial respiratory chain complex I assembly; aerobic respiration; electron transport coupled proton transport. NCBI's taxonomy places the organism in Eukaryota, Metazoa, Chordata, Actinopteri, Characiformes, Acestrorhamphidae. Gene Ontology annotation, molecular function: NADH dehydrogenase (ubiquinone) activity; 4 iron, 4 sulfur cluster binding; quinone binding. The coding region runs from base 26 to 721 and encodes 231 amino acids. The record is from RefSeq and is a predicted model, not a curated record. The transcript is spliced from 8 exons.
UGUUUCCCUCUGUCUGUGUAAAAGGAUGAAGAAAGCGGAUAACCGGAUGUUUCGUUAUGAAACCAUGGCGGCGCUGGUUGCUCCUCGCCUUGCCUCAAUUGGCACCUUUUCAGUAAGACCACUUUCUUCAUUUGCUGUUCAGAAUAAGGCUGUGCUCAAGAACAAGAAAGAUGAAGAUGAUGCUAAAAGCCUGGUUCCGUUCAGGGAGAAAAGCACAGCUGUGGCAACCAAACCAGCCUCAGCCGUCAGCAGCAAGGGUGAAUAUGUUAUUACCAAGCUGGAUGACCUGGUGAACUGGGCACGCAGGAGCUCCUUGUGGCCAAUGACCUUUGGGUUGGCAUGCUGUGCUGUGGAGAUGAUGCACAUGGCUGCACCACGCUACGAUAUGGAUCGUUUUGGCGUUGUGUUCAGAGCCAGCCCUAGACAGGCUGAUGUCAUGAUCGUUGCAGGAACACUGACCAAUAAGAUGGCCCCAGCUUUGCGUAAGGUGUACGAUCAGAUGCCUGAGCCCAGAUACGUGAUUUCCAUGGGAAGCUGUGCUAAUGGUGGAGGCUACUAUCACUACUCCUACUCAGUGGUCAGAGGCUGCGACAGAAUCGUCCCUGUAGACAUUUAUGUUCCAGGCUGCCCGCCCACUGCAGAGGCUCUGCUUUACGGAACUCUGCAGCUUCAGAGGAAAAUAAAGCGGGAAAAGAAAAUGAGGAUUUGGUAUCGGAAGUGAGGUUUCUGGCUAGUGGGAUCACGAGUGAUUUGUUUCUGGCUGUUGUAAAUGUUUUAUUUAACGGUGGUCAUUUGUUGUACUUGGAAGAACUUCUCAGGAGUUGCUCUGGAUUGAGCUCUGUCUCCUCCUCUUUGUAGUUACAAUAAAAGACUAUGCAUUGUAUCAAUAUGA